AUGGCGUCGCACGGAGAAGAAGAUACAAGCACCUCUAAAUCUUUCGUUUCACAGGAUCAAGGAGAGAAAAAAGCUGCAGUGUCGUUUGGUUUUACUAAAACCGUCAGUAAAUUUAAACCUUCGGCUGUUGACGCUGAGAUUAAGAAAGACUACAAAGAUUACUUAACGGGAAUCGACAGGAAUGAAUUGCAGAGUACAAAACCAUGUGAGAAGCCUAAAGAGUACAUCAUCCCUCUGAUCCAGAAGAACCGCUGGCACAAACCGGACCGAGCCGACCAGAGUGAGGGGAAAGGCGUCAAGACACACGACUCAGCCCCGGAGAGCGAGUCCGUGGACUCUCAGGCUGUCAAAGAGCUCAUUGAAGAUUCACGGAGGCAGCUUGAUGAGUGGCAGAAUGGCACGCAGCCAGAAAAAAACCUGAACCUCAGCAUCCCCUUGUUGAUGCAAAACAAAGUGCCCGAUGGAUUUGAGGAUGGAGACCACAUAAAAGUGGACUUGCGGCCAGAGUCUGCGACGGAGGCAGAUUAUGAGAGCAUUCCUGUUGAAGCGUAUGGAAUCGCCAUGCUAAAGGGGAUGGGCUGGAAUAAAGAAGAAGGUAUUGGACGCACCUUUAAACAAGAUGUAAAGCCAAUCGAACAUCAGCUCCGUCCAAAAGGUUUGGGCCUCGGAGCAGAUCGUUCAGCGAUAAAGGACCUGGAGCCAGGCAAGAAGCGACGUCCGCCCAAACCAGGCGACGAGCAAGAGAAGGAGGAGGAGCUAGUGAUGGGCCCCGGAGGCUGUGUGCUGGUGGAGUCAGGCGCACAUAAAGAACUCUAUGGCAAGAUUGAAGGAGUCGAUCCAGACAACGCUCGAGUUAUGGUAAAGCUGGCUGUUGGUGGCAAGACGGUUACAAUCAGCCAGUAUGGUAUCAAACUGGUCGGGCGCAAAGAAUACGAGAAAUACAGUAAAGACCUCAGUCGCUUCAGUAAAGCAAGCAAGGAGAAGGAGAAGGAGAAAGAGAAAGAUCGAGACAAGGAGCGACAGAGGCGGGAUGAGAAAGAGAGGAGUCACAGUGACAAACACAAGUCUUCAGAAAGAGAAAGAGAAGGAGGAAGAGAUGAGAGGAAGAGAAAACACAAAGAAUCAAGUCAUGACAGAGAGAGACCUCCAGAGAAGGAGGCGAGGCGACCACCGGCUCCCCCCUCCUGGCUCCAGAGAGACUUGAAAGUUCGCUUUAUAGACAAAGCUUUCAAAGGGGGCAGGUACUACAAUUCAAAGAUGCGCGUGGAGGACGUCCUGACGCCGGCCAUCUGUGUGUGUCGAACUGAAGAGGGACGACUGUUAGACGACGUGAAGCAGGACAUGCUGGAAACGAUCAUCCCAAAAAGUGAUAAUGACUUAGUAAUGGUUGUCCUGGGCGAACACAGAGGACAGAUUGGCCGUAUUCUCCAGCGGGACAAGAACAAGUGCAAAGCGAUGGUGCAGCUCGAAAGAUACGAGGAGAAAAUCUUCACAUUGGACUAUGAUUUGAUUUGUCAUUAUGUUGGAGCGUCUGAUCACUGAUGUUUACCCCAAUAUUUUCUGUCCUUUUUAUCCCAUCUGACCCUAAAUGGGUUUUUUUUUUUUUUUUGUAUUAUCCAAAAAUAAUGGCUUUUAAAUAACUGAAAUGUUUUUAAUAAAAUCUU
Scomber scombrus (Atlantic mackerel) is the source of this 1664-nucleotide messenger RNA. RefSeq names its product G patch domain and KOW motifs (gene gpkow). Gene Ontology annotation, cellular component: ribosome; spliceosomal complex. The transcript is spliced from 11 exons. Gene Ontology annotation, molecular function: nucleic acid binding; structural constituent of ribosome. Gene Ontology annotation, biological process: mRNA splicing, via spliceosome; translation. The record is from RefSeq and is a predicted model, not a curated record. Lineage: Eukaryota; Metazoa; Chordata; Actinopteri; Scombriformes; Scombridae. Bases 1 to 1542 code for a protein of 513 amino acids.